Colletes gigas is the source of this 753-nucleotide messenger RNA. Its product is annotated as balbiani ring protein 3-like. Lineage: Eukaryota; Metazoa; Arthropoda; Insecta; Hymenoptera; Colletidae. Gene Ontology annotation, cellular component: membrane. The record is from RefSeq and is a predicted model, not a curated record. Gene Ontology annotation, molecular function: growth factor activity. The coding region runs from base 26 to 667 and encodes 213 amino acids. The transcript is spliced from 4 exons.
CUACGACUUCGCGGAUCUAGGAAAAAUGAAGUCGUUCGUAUUUGCCGCGUGCGUUUUCUAUUUUUCUAGCAGAGUCGGUGCCGAUACGUGUCGCACGAUGACCGAUAUAUUCCUUCGCGACGAAGAAGUCGAAGACCUGACGAAGGAAGAAUGUAGAAGAACGCGAACGGAAUUUAACAAGGAGAUGAAGGACGUGAAGUGCAUGCCACGACAAAGUUUACAGAGGAUAACAUCCACGUCUGGACACAUCUACUUCCCGGCCAUGAUUUCUCUGAACAAGUGCGACGGUUUCUGCGGAAAUAAUUUGCUCUGCUUGCCCAUAGCGACCAAGAGGAAACGAGUCCUCGUUAAAAGGACCAUCGAUCUUACGUCGACCACCAUGUCUUGUCAUUAUAUCUACGUCCAGGAACACACGGAAUGCAGGUGUCGAUGCAGCGUGAUGAAAGAAGAUUGCAACGAGAACCAGGUGUACGACGAGUACAACUGCGAGUGCAAAUGCAUCAAUAUGGAGGAACGAGCCAUUUGCAACAGGUUGAAAAAUAUGGUGUGGGACGCCGAGAAGUGCAAGUGCACUUGUCUGAUGCCCGAGGAGGUGUGUUCCACCGGAUGGGCAUGGAUUCCUUCGAUGUGCAGGUGCGCCAAAAUCAUGAUGGCGUCCGAUGACUGAUGGUGCUGCUCGAUUAUCCGACAUUUCCAUUAUGUACAACAAAAAUUUGCGCGUCUUAAUUAUUGUAACAUUGUAAUCGAUGGCGG